This is a messenger RNA of Suillus paluster, 1047 nucleotides long. RefSeq lists its product as uncharacterized. The record is from RefSeq and is a predicted model, not a curated record. The coding region runs from base 1 to 1047 and encodes 348 amino acids. The transcript is spliced from 4 exons. Lineage: Eukaryota; Fungi; Basidiomycota; Agaricomycetes; Boletales; Suillaceae.
AUGUCACUAGCAACCAUCACACCUACAACUAUAAUCCAUGACAAUUCUUCCUCAGACUCUGAACCAGAAUCAACACAAACUUCUUAUCCUCAUGUCUAUAACAUAAUGAAAACAGCCACGGUAGAUCAGUCUUCUCCUAGCAAACCACCGAAGCUCCUCGUGGGCGAACUCACUCCAAAGGUCGUUUGUGAUUGGGAGAACGCGUGCUCCACAUAUUUCAUGCACAAGGAGAUCGAAGCCAAGAACCAGGGAAUGCGUGACUUUUAUGAAUGGGCUCUAGAACUACAGAAUCAAAACACCCUUCUAUUUGGCAAUGCUGCACACCUAUCAGAUGCCCAACUAUGCAACCAAUUGGAAGCCAACAUAUGCGAUGAACUUAUUACACCUGUACUCAGGGCGAAGCUCGAUCCUACCAUGAUGCUCAAGAAGUGGAUCAAAGAGGUCUGCCACCUUGAUGACAAACAUCUUGAGGAUCUUGCUAUGCAUAAGAAAUCGAAGGAGUGUCCUGACGGUCCACCAGAUGCAUCAUCCUACAAGACAUUAACAGAAGCAGAUGCCAUCGCAGCCAAACCAGUCAAGAACGAUAGGCUGAUGAAACCCAUUGCCGCUGUUGCACCUGUUGCUGCAGUAAUGCCUUUGUCUGUACUGGAAGAGGUGUUGGACUCUGAUGAUGACAUGUGCAUAGCUCCUUUUGAAACCAAUCACCUUUUAUGGUCCUGCCUUUUGGCAGGACCUUCCUCCCCUUCAUUUGAGUGCAUAAACACAUUAAUUGAUCACGGGUCACAUCUAGUUCUUAUUAAUGAGGACCUUGUGACAAAACUGGGUCUAAAAAGACGCAAACUGCAUGUUGAGAUCCAAGCGAACUCAGUGUUCCUCGCACUGUCUACUUCUCCUCUUACUUUCUCUGAAUAUGUUCAUGUCUCUCCUUCUUCUCUGAAUCAUGACUGGAUUUCUCGUACCGGGGGCCUUUCUUAUCACACAAUUGCCUCCUCAUACAUCAUGAACUUCGCACUUGCAUCAGCAAACCUUCGAACUACGACCUUUUAA